Trifolium medium is the source of this 303-nucleotide messenger RNA. The record is from the annotation of a GenBank genome assembly. Lineage: Eukaryota; Viridiplantae; Streptophyta; Magnoliopsida; Fabales; Fabaceae.
AUGAAGCAUAAGGCAAGAUUGGUUGCUAGGGGUUUUCUUCAACAACAAGGAAUUUAUUAUAGUGAGGUAUAUGCUCCUGUGGGUAGAAUGGAGACUAUCAUAUUAGUCAUUGCUAUUGCCAGUUCAAUGAAUUGGUCACUAUUUCACAUGGAUGUAAAAUCAGCAUUUUUGAAUGGUCCAUUGGAAGAAGAGGUGUAUGUGUCUCAACCACCUGGCUUUGAGGUUGAAACAGAGAAACACAAGGUAUACAAGCUUCAAAAGGCUUCCUUAAGCAAGCUCCAAGAGCUUGGAAUAAAAGGAUAG